AUGCCGCCCUCAAAUACUCGUCCCAAGAGGGCUCGAAGGGAAGUCGCUCCUGCUGCCGACAUCCCCGACUCCUCCCCCUCGAGGCCUGCAAAGAGAAGAAGAAGAGUGGCCGAAGCACCAAGGCCAACGCCAGCGCCAGAACCAGAACCACUCCCUAGGGAUCGCGAGGGGAUUCGAAUGGAGGACGAAGAAUUGAUUGCGUCUAUCAUCCCCUACCUUCGUAUGCCGAACCAUGAGGUACAAGCUAGUACAGACCACGCCAAUGUCGUAUACGAAAAGCUCAACAAAGACGGUGUCCAGGCGUACGCAAAGCUGGCAGGAAGGGACUGGACUUACUAUGUUAAAAACUUGAGAAAUGUCAUCGGCCGCCCUCCGGAGGUCACUCAAUCUUCGAAGAACAACACUCCGGAACUUAAUGGUGCGCCAAGCGAGAACGUCGACGAAGAUGUCGUCCAUAUUGAUUUGGGACCUGUCAAGAUGGUGUCCCGAAUCCAUGCUGAGAUCACUUUCGACACUGAGGAUGAGGAGAGAUGGGAAAUUGUUGUCCAUGGCCGCAAUGGCAUUCGCAUCAACGGUGCUCCCCUUCGAAAGGGCGAAUUUCAUGCUCUUGUCAGUGGAGAAGUGAUAGAGGUUGCUGGUGUAGAGAUGAUGUUUGUGCUGCCUCAAGAAGGAAGGAAUCUGCAAGUCAAAAAAGAAUAUCUUGCCAGAGCUGGCCUCAUCGACCCUUCAGCUGCCAAUGACUCCGAGGAACAUGGAGGGAAUACAACCUCUUCAGCACCGUCAUCUUCCGCGCAAACUGUACGCGGUCAGAAUGGUGCGGGACCACUGCCAAUUGCUCCAGCGCCUCCGGAUUACCGACGUCCAGGUACACCCGUCAGCGCUCGCAGCAAUGUGAAGUAUACGGCUGGAAAAUCUCCAUAUGCUGGUGGCACAAUGAUGAUGAAUGCCGAUGAUGUGGAUCUAGCCUUAGAGUCCAACCAUCACAUCAAACCCUCCUACAGUUAUGCACAAAUGAUCACCCAAGCUAUCCUUGAUACGGAGGAAGAGAAGCUGAACUUGGCUGGUAUCUACGCUUAUAUCCAAGAUAAGUAUGCAUACUAUAGGUUCCAAGUUGCAGGCGGAUGGCAGAACUCUAUCAGACAUAACCUGUCUCUGAACAAGUCCUUCCAUAAGGUAGCACGGGAAACCGACGAACCUGGUAAGGGCAUGAAGUGGUGUAUCAAAGCCGAAUGCCGCGACGACAUGGCAAAAACUUGUUGGAAAGGCGGACGAGGUGGCCAUCGAGGCUCUUCCGCACCUAGCUCACCCGCCAAUCUCUCUUACCGAGCCAAGGACUCAGCGAAGAAGCGUUCACCAAAACGUUCACCAACGUCCAGAUCACCCACGUCACGGUCUUUCCCAGAUAAUGCCCCGCAGUUCACCCCAGACCGAUCAGGACAGUCCAUGCAUGACCUGCCUGGCGACGGAAGCCCACUUCCCCGCCACCGCAAGAUAAACCAUAGCCAGUUCGGUCUCUCUGACAACUCUCCAGCUUCUCCACCUGUUCUGACUUCUUCAUACAUGCAAGAAGAGGGCCCUGCGUUGGUCACGCCAGCUCCAGCUCGAGUCCAUCCACGUUUAGCUCCGCCAUCUACAGCUCAGCGGCCAAGCCAACACAUGCCGACUAGCUCUCCUGCCCCUUUCUGGAAGUACGCCGAGUUUGGAAACACGCCCAUGAAAGGCGUCGGUCUGGACUCAAGCCCAAUUAAAGGAGGCGCCGCCCCUCUCCCACCAAGCAGCAGUCCUGCUCCUUCUCGUAGCCCUUUUAGAAACGGCAGUCCUGCGAAGCAGACAUCUGCUCCCGAGUCUGAGGAGGUCGAGGAGGAGGAUGAGGGUUUUGAUCUCACCAAAGGUUUCCAGAGCAUCGGUUCAUUCCACGCUCCCGUCAGUAACGGUCUCCCUGUUGCUCCUGCGACACCUGCUAUCAACAGCUCUUAG
This is a messenger RNA of Lachnellula hyalina, 1977 nucleotides long. RefSeq names its product Fork-head transcriptional regulator. The coding region runs from base 1 to 1977 and encodes 658 amino acids. The transcript has 4 exons. NCBI's taxonomy places the organism in Eukaryota, Fungi, Ascomycota, Leotiomycetes, Helotiales, Lachnaceae. Gene Ontology annotation, biological process: regulation of transcription by RNA polymerase II. The record is from RefSeq and is a predicted model, not a curated record. Gene Ontology annotation, molecular function: DNA-binding transcription factor activity, RNA polymerase II-specific; protein binding; RNA polymerase II cis-regulatory region sequence-specific DNA binding.